Molecule: messenger RNA, 1101 nt
Organism: Priapulus caudatus
Lineage: Eukaryota; Metazoa; Priapulida; Priapulimorpha; Priapulimorphida; Priapulidae
Product: ankyrin repeat domain-containing protein 40-like
Exons: 4
Coding region: 26-982 (318 amino acids)
Molecular function (GO): protein binding
Source: RefSeq, a predicted model, not a curated record
UUUGAAGUUUUACUGCUGAAAAUACAUGGCUGUGAUAACUGGAGUAAAAGCAGUUGAGGAACAGUUGCGGGAAGCGUCUUGUAUCGGAAACUAUGAGACCGUGCAGUCACUCAUUUAUGGCGGAGUUGAUGUGAAUUCACAGCAUGACAUCAAUGGCUGGACAGCAUUGCAUUGGGCUGCCAGACGAGGUCAUGACACGAUAGUUACUUUCUUAGUGAAACAUGGAGCUGAUCCCACAAUUAAAACCAAGAAUGGCGAGUCAGUUCUUCAGAUUAGUAACAAAGAGACCAUACGGAAGCUUCUGGGAGCUACAGAUCACGAGGAACAAACAGAAGACCACGAAAGGAACCCUCUUCCAUUCCAGCCAAGCUAUUUGCAAAAUCCACCCUUUCCUUAUCUAACAGAAAUGAAUCCAGCAUUAUCUGAGGAGCAGAUUGCACCAUCACACCAGCCAGCAACAGCAGUGUCACCUGCAAUAGCAGCUAAAUAUGUCAUAACAAACGGCCUUCCUGUAGCUGAGAAAAACCCGGGCAGUAGAGACCAUUUACAACAUUGCUCAGUACCUGACAAAAUGGCUGGUCAGGUUCACGAGGAGAAGAUUUCAUCAAGCGCACCUCACUGCUGCCAUCACUGUUGCUGUAUGCAAAAGUCUAUCACACCAAGUAAUGUUACAGAAUUGGUGCUGAAGGUUCGGAUUGCAGACGCAGUGGAUCCGGACUUUAUUGAGAUGGAGUUGACCAAGCAGCAGCUGACCUUUUCUCUCCUUCUUAGUACAUGUUGUCAGGAACUAGGUAUCAAACCUGAUACAGUUAUGAAAGUACGAAAAUUGCCCAACACUCUUUUGCGCAAUGAUCAGGAUGUAAAACGGUUGCUGAACUUUCAAGAAAUUGAGUUGGUGCUAAAUACAUACGCUGCUAGUGCAAAAGCUUGUGUUAAAAAUUCAGGUAAAAAUUCAGGUAAAAAUGGAGUUCUGUAUUAUUGAGCAUUCACUUGUCCUAUUAUAGUUUAUAUCUCUGGGCCCGGUUUCACAAAGCGUAAUUAAGUCCUUAAUCAUGAUUAACUUCCUGUACUUAAAUUGAAGUGACUGUUUCACGAAGCGUA